This is a messenger RNA of Parnassius apollo (apollo), 795 nucleotides long. Lineage: Eukaryota; Metazoa; Arthropoda; Insecta; Lepidoptera; Papilionidae. The record is from the annotation of a GenBank genome assembly.
AUGAUGAAGGUCCCUCUUAUCCUAAAGCUGAGAGGGCAAUUGAAAGUUGGUAGCGUGGAGGAGGCCGCCCUAACCACCGCCGAGGUUAUAAAGCUCAUGAAAGCGGGUCAAUUCGAUCUCGUCAAGUGGACUAGUAAUUCGCGUACGGUUUUAAAUACAAUCCCACUAUCACACCGUCUUUCGGCGAUAAAAGAAUUCGAUGAUUCUGAUACGCACAAGGUGCUCAGUUUGUGUUGGUCGCCGGAGUCCGACGUGUUUAGCCUUAAGGUAAACCCGCCCGCAGAAACGUGCACAAAGCGCACAAUGCUGUCAUGCGUUGCUAGAUUAUGGGAUGUCAUGAGUUUCGUAGCCCCGGUGGUGCUAUACACUAAGCUUUUCAUUAAACAACUUUGGUUAUGUGAAUGCGAUUGGGAUGACCCACCGCCUGAUAGCAUUGUUCAGUCGUGGCUGCGUUUGAGAGAGGAACUUCCUUUACUAAGCGAAAUUAAAAUACCACGUCAUAUAAACGUCGAUAGAAAUAGCGUCAUCACGAUCGUUGGGUUUGCGGACGCUAGCGAGAAGGCUUAUGGGGGCGUUGUAUAUUUUCACGUCCAGAAUAAUGGUAGAAAUUCGAUCAGCCUCAUUAGCUCUAAGUCAAGAGUCUCCCCCCGUAAGAUCGUCUCUCUCGCGCGCUUGGAUCUUUGCGCGAUAUUAGUCCUUGCCAAGCUUAUCACCGCAGUUAUCAGUGCAUGUAGUGACAGAGUUCACAUAGACAGAAUAUUUGCCUUUUCUGACACAAGCGUCGCUUUAUGUUGA